GCCCUCACCCUAGGAGAGUAGAUUCAGGCCGCUCUAGCCCGCUCCUUAAUUGUCUAUGGAUAAAAGAGGAAUGACGGAAGCCGCCGAAGUUGGUAGUCUCGCUCACGCCUCUCAGUGGUUCAAAGGAAGAAGCCGGGCGUGGUGACUCAUGCAUGUAAUCCCGGCACUCGGGAGGCUGAGGCUGGACGAUGGCGAGAUCCAGGCCAGCCUUGGAUUACAUAGUGAGACACCGUCUCCAAAAAAAUAAGCAAAUAAAAGGAAGCCCGACAGCCAGGAACGAGGACACAGCGGCUCUCCCACCUAGCUGCUGUCGAUCCCUACGCCGCCGAGAUGGCAGCUGCCGGCGCCCGAGGCCUGCGGGCCACCUACCACCGACUCAUGGAUAAAGUGGAGAUGUUGCUGCCGGAGAAAUUGAGGCCGCUAUACAACCACCCGGCAGGCCCCAGAACAGUUUUUUUCUGGGCUCCAAUAAUGAAAUGGGGAUUGGUGUGUGCAGGGUUAGCUGACAUGGCCAGACCUGCAGAGAAACUCAGCACAGCUCAAUCCACUGUACUGAUGGCUACAGGGUUUAUUUGGUCAAGGUACUCACUUGUAAUUAUACCAAAAAAUUGGAGUUUGUUCGCUGUUAAUUUCUUUGUGGGGUCAGCAGGAGCCUCUCAGCUGUUUCGUAUUUGGAGAUAUAAUCAAGAACUCAAAGCUAAAGGAAUCAAGAGUUCCUGAUCACCUGAACAAUCCAGAUGUGGACAGAAACAUUGGAACCUAGUUUAUUUAAUUAUAGAUAAGGUGAUACUAACUGUUCUGAUAACGUCUGAAAAGAAUGAAAAAGAAACCUAACUGUAAUAAAUAACUAGCACUUGACUCCACAGAAAAAUAAAGCAAACUUUUAAUAACAGUCUCUCUACAUAUGACUCCAGGAACUUACCUAUGGGUAGCACUAGCCUUGUUUUCUACCACUUGUCCAUAAUAAAUCUCACUUGAUCACA
This is a messenger RNA of Peromyscus eremicus (cactus mouse), 983 nucleotides long. It is a transcript of the gene Mpc2, whose product is annotated as mitochondrial pyruvate carrier 2. Gene Ontology annotation, molecular function: pyruvate transmembrane transporter activity. Bases 331 to 720 code for a protein of 129 amino acids. The record is from RefSeq and is a predicted model, not a curated record. The transcript is spliced from 6 exons. Gene Ontology annotation, cellular component: mitochondrial inner membrane. Gene Ontology annotation, biological process: pyruvate import into mitochondria. Lineage: Eukaryota; Metazoa; Chordata; Mammalia; Rodentia; Cricetidae.